AUGGCUUCCGCAGUUCUGGGGAAACGACAGAGAUCUGCUCUCGAGUCUACAGAUACACCUUCUUUACGAUCUCCGAGCAAACGUUUGGCAAGGGCAAGCAAGAAGAUCUAUACAGAUGAGGAGGACCCCUUUAUAUCGUCGACAAGCCAAAAACGCUCCAGCUCCCGGUCGACCAUCACCCGCAAGCGCCCCAGUGAUGCAAACACACCAAGCCGUAACGUACGAACGAAACGUAUCGACCAUGACAAGACCAACAAGACGACAGCCGGAGACGAUAAUGAUGAAAAUGUUGAGCCCGUUGAGUUCAGCACGCCAAAAGCACAGAGAUAUACAAAUGCUUUCCUCCCAGUUACCCCAAAGCACCGAGUACAGAUCGGUGGGAAGCCCUUGACUCCUCGAACUCCACGUACUCCAUCUACGCCAAAGACUACUCGCUCGGUAUUCACGGCUGCCAAACAGCUCUUCACCAGGAGUGUAAACCCAGGCCAGCUGGUCGGUCGAGAUGACGAGGCCAGGGAGAUGAAGAGCUUCAUCCAACGAUCGGUGGAGUCGGGGAAAGGCGGAUGCAUCUACGUGAGUGGGCCACCAGGGACUGGGAAAACGGCACUCGUCGAUGAGGUGUCGCGUGAGCUUGGAAAGUUUCCCGAGACUAUCAAAUUGGCCAACGUCAAUUGUGCUAGCUUAACGAAUGCACGAGAUAUCUACAGCAAUAUCCUCGAAGGCUUGUGUGAGAGCACCAGUGUAUUCCGGAAGAGUGAAUCUGAGCGACUAGAGGCCAUGUUCCUACCCAAGAAGUCGUCUAGCCCUCUCUACCUUGUCAUUCUGGAUGAAAUCGACCAUCUCCUAUCCGGCGAUAUUGAGAUCCUAUACAAACUGUUCGAGUGGUCCCUACACAAAUUAUCUCAUCUCAUCUUGGUUGGAAUUGCAAACGCACUAGACUUGACAGAUCGACUCUUGCCUCGACUAAAGGCGAAGAACUUAAAGCCUCAUCUUCUCCCAUUCCUUCCGUAUACACCUACACAGAUUACCGAUGUUAUCACCACCCGUCUUCGUUCUUUACUGCCCGCGGAGUGCCAGAGUGCUGCAAGCCAGGUCCCUUUCCUUCAUCCAGCUGCCAUUCAACUCUGCUCUCGAAAGGUAGCCUCUCAGUCAGGCGACUUAAGAAAGGCGUUUGAUAUAGUUUACCGAACUAUCUCUCUUUUGGAGCGUGAGACCCAACUGAAGGCUUCCGUCGCUACAACCAGCCCUUCCAAGCUACCCCUGCUUGAAAACAAGAAUCUGGCGUCAUCCUUACCUGCCCCUCAGCCUACAGAAUAUACCGCUGCCACCGCUCCCCGCGCAACAAUCGCGCACGUCGCUCGCGUCACGUCAUCUACUUUCGGUAACGGUACAAUCGAGAGGCUUCAGGAUCUGAACCUGCAACAAAAGGCUGCCCUCUGCGCUUUGAUUUCAUUUGGCAAGAAGCAGCAAACCGCAAAUGUCGUCUAUAAGACACCCUCCAAAUCACCACGUUCCACCGCCCCAUCAAGCAGGGAGCUGUUCGAAACAUACUCUGGGCUUUGUCGCCGAGAUAAUAUCCUCCAACCACUUACCGCCACUGAGUUCAGAGAUGUGAUCAGCAGUCUAGAAACCAUGGGCCUGGUUGGGGAGGUUGAUGCUCGUAGCCGCGGAGCUGGUUCUCCUGCUGCAUCAGGCCUCUUCUCUACCCCCUCCAGGUCUGGACGUGGAAGACCGUCCGUCGUCAAAGGCAUGGUUCGAUCCGAUGAUAGUGGUCUUGUGUGCCUUGUCGGUGAGAAGGAGGUACAAAGCCAGAUCUCCGGCCCUGGGGAGGGCAUUCUCAAAGCAUUGCUUGCCGCUGAUGAUUACUAA
Molecule: messenger RNA, 1869 nt
Organism: Microsporum canis CBS 113480
Lineage: Eukaryota; Fungi; Ascomycota; Eurotiomycetes; Onygenales; Arthrodermataceae
Product: cell division control protein 18
Exons: 3
Coding region: 1-1869 (622 amino acids)
Biological process (GO): cell division; DNA replication initiation; mitotic DNA replication checkpoint signaling
Cellular component (GO): nucleus
Molecular function (GO): DNA replication origin binding; ATP binding; ATP hydrolysis activity
Source: RefSeq, a predicted model, not a curated record